CAAUCACACAAACACCACAAUCCAAGACAUAUUUAUUUCUUCUUCCCUACCUCGCCAUCGUUCCCGCAACAGCGAUUGCAUAACUCUUCAUCAUGCUCUUCAACAACAUCAUUGUCGCCAUUGCUCUCAGCGGCGCUGCAACUGCCCUUCCCCAGAAAUACCCCGUUAAGUGUGGUGACUCAGUCUGCCCUGCAGACAAGCCCAAAUGCUGCGAGGUCCUUGUCAACGGAGAACUUGAAAUCGGGUGCUUUGAGGAAUGUCCUGCUCUACCCCCAAUCCAAGCAAAACUUCGGCACCGCGAGCAAUCCACCAUCACAAUUGCAGCAUCUCCGCCCAUUCAAACUUUCGGUCCCAAGUGCGGAGACUCUUAUUUCUGCCCUGUCGGCCAAGUCUGCUGCCCUAACGCGCUGUACCACUGCGCCGACCCUGAUAAGGUCGCCCAGGAGUGCCCUCUGUAGUUAGCGGGUGAGGGCAAAUUUACCAACUUACUGGCCCAGUGAUAUGGCAGUCUGUUCUGGAAUCAGAUUGGACUACUUUUAUAGGGUCGAGAAGGACUGUGUUAUUUUUUGGUCUUCUUCUUCUCUGUUUCGUUAUAUCUCUUAGGUCACUGGAUAACAGUCGGGAUGUAGAAGGUUUUGUCAUGACUGUAAUUAGACUCAUGGUAUGAUUGCGGUACUUUCUUCGAUAGAAUUCAUUUUAUUCUCGC
Fusarium odoratissimum NRRL 54006 is the source of this 706-nucleotide messenger RNA. RefSeq lists its product as uncharacterized. The transcript has a single exon. The coding region runs from base 93 to 458 and encodes 121 amino acids. The record is from RefSeq and is a predicted model, not a curated record. NCBI's taxonomy places the organism in Eukaryota, Fungi, Ascomycota, Sordariomycetes, Hypocreales, Nectriaceae.